AUGGUUAACGUAAAAAUAAAUGGAAGUGAGGUUUCUAUGGAAGUAGAUACAGGAGCAGCUGUCUCUGUAAUGGGGAUCUCAGCUUACAAAAGAAUAAAGAAGAAUGAAGGAAAAUUACAAAAUUCUGGUGUUGUUUUGAAAACCUACACAGGAGAGCUGAUUAGACCAGAGGGAAUAGGGUUGGUUGAAGUAGUGUAUAAUGGACAAUGUUGUAAGCUACCUAUAACUGUAGUAAAAGGAAAUGUGCCCACAUUAAUGGGCAGAGACUGGAUGCAGCGUUUAACUCUGCAAUGGUUUAAAAGAAUGAGAGGAAUUAAUUUCUAUGAUAAGGUUGAUUCAAGAGUGAAGACAUUAUUAGAAAAAUACCCAGAAGUAUUUAGUAACCGUUUAGGGACUAGAAUUGAACAAGAACUUGAUUGCUUAGAAGACCAAGGAGUUUGGAGGAAAGUCCAGUAUUCUAAAUGGGCAGCCCUUAUAGUGCCUGUUUUAAAGAAUUCUAAGGAUCCUACUGGUCCAAUAAGAAUAUGUGGAGAUUAUAAGAUUACAGUAAAUCAAGCAGCCCCAGUUGACAGUUAUCCAAUACCAAAUAUCACUGAUCAGUUAGCCACUAUUGCAGGAGGAGAGAGAUACACCAAGCUUGAUUUGUCUCAAGCUUAUCAACAAUUGGAAUUAGAUGAAACUUCGCGAGAGUUUUUAACUAUAAAUACUCACCAAGGGUUGUAUCAGCCGACUCAUCUUCAAUUUGAUGUACAUAGUACAACUGGCAUCUUUCAAAGGGAGAUGGACAGGAGGCUGGGCAGACUGUCAUUUGUAAAAGUGCAAGUAGAUGACAUACUUAUUUCUUGGAAAACUGAUGCAGAGCAUCUGAACAACUUAGAAUCUGUUUUAAAAAUUUUGAAAGAAUCAGGACUGACGCUAAAAGUAUCUAAGUGCUCAUUCAUGCAACCUGAGGUGGAGUUUUGUGGAUUUAUAAUUAGUCAGAAAGCUCACUUUAACCCAUCAAGGAAAAUCGUGGUUCACUGUGACGCCAGUCGAUAUGGCGUAAGAGCCGUUUUGAGUCAACAACAGUAUGAUGGAAGUGAAAAACCUGUCAGUUUUGCUUCAAGAACAUUAAAUAUGGCAGAGCGAAAUUAUGCACAAAUUGAAAAGGAAGGAUUAGCAUUAGUUAUUGCUGUAAAAAAAUUUCAUCAGUUCUUAUUUGGACAAAAAUUUAGAUUGUAUACAGAUCAUAAGCCCCUAUUAGGACUAUUUUCAGAAAGCAAAGCUGCUAGAGUGUUACGCUGGGCUUUGCUAUUGUCAGCUUAUGAUUACCAAUUACUAUAUUGUCCUGGCGAAAAGUACGCAACUGCAGAUGGUCUAAGCCGUUUACCUUUAGAUGUAUCAAAGGAAAAGUCAAGGUUAAAAACCAUAGAGGUGGCUAUGUUGGAACUAGUGAAAACCCCAAUUACAGAAAAACAGUUAAGAGGAGCUACCCAAAACGAUCCAAUAUUAGGAGUGGUCCUGAAUAGAGUGUUAGAGGGAGGGUUGACGAUGGAACCGAGUAAGGUGGAGAUGAAACCAUUUGCAUUAAGGUUUUCUGAGUUAUCAACGGAAGAAGGUUGUUUACUGUGGGGAAGAAGAGUGAUAGUGCCAAGUGUGUUAAGAGAAACGGUACUUGAGGAAUUACAUGAGGUGCAUCCCGGAAUGAAGGCUUUAGCAUGA
This is a messenger RNA of Hydra vulgaris (swiftwater hydra), 1701 nucleotides long. Lineage: Eukaryota; Metazoa; Cnidaria; Hydrozoa; Anthoathecata; Hydridae. The record is from RefSeq and is a predicted model, not a curated record.